Messenger RNA from Zootoca vivipara (common lizard), 3505 nucleotides. Lineage: Eukaryota; Metazoa; Chordata; Lepidosauria; Squamata; Lacertidae. The record is from RefSeq and is a predicted model, not a curated record.
UACAAUUCAACCCCCUGCAAUGCAGGAGUCCUGCCCACAGCUGUCUCUGGGUGAGCUCAAACCAUUAACUUUCUGAGUAGCAGCCAGAUGUUCUCUUGGGAGCUAGGAUUCAAUGACAGGGGCUCACUUAAUCUGAGAUACAGUAUGCUUAAGGUACAUGGUAGGACAACCUCCUUGCAGUGGUGAGUCUUUAAAUUGUGGAAGAAGGUAGAAGGACUUAUUCAGAGACAGAUGCUGUAUUUUCAGCCCUUUUUUUACAUACUCUGAGAAAUGCUAGCUCCAGAACUUAAAUUAGUACUAGUAUUUAUGGUAUCUGAAGAAGUAUGCAUGCACACAAAAGCUCAUACCAAUGACAAACUUAGUUGGUCUCUAAGGUGCUACUGGAAGGAUUUUUGUUUGUUUGUUUCUAGUAUUUACUAGUUCAUUGCAGUGUACAUUAGUAGCCAGGUAAGGGGGAGGAGCAUCAUGAAUGUCUGAUUGUUCUAAAUUUAUGUUCUUAUUUUAUAAUGCCACUCUUAUCUGGUUGCUGUAACUGGUUGGAGCUCUUGGUUGAGAGAGAUUAUUUUCAUGGCAUUUAACAGUUGCAUGCUUGUUAACUCUGCAGAAUGCAUUUGAAGCCUUGUGAUUUUCAGGGUAUUGCUUCAACGUCCGUUACUAAUAGAUACUGAAUUUAUCCCUGAGAAGAUACGGAUCACCUAAAUUACCACUUCUGUUUCCAUCCUCUUAGGUGUAUGUGAACCCUUUGCUUAUUGAGGUAACUGUGUUACUAUAGGGUUAUAUCCCCCCCCCCCCCCCCGGUUCUCAGUUGGUGUCAAAUUGUUUUGUCUUUCUUUUUUGGGUGGGGGAAGAAUUGUGGGUUGUAUCCAGCUAAAUCGGGCAUCCCCAAACUGCGGCCCUCCAGAUGUUUUGGCCUACAAAUCCCAUGAUCCCUAGCUAACAGGACCAGUGGUCAGGGAAGAUGGGAAUUAUAGUCCAAAACAUCUGGAGGGCCGAAGUUUGGGGAUGCCUGAGCUUAAAUCAUUAUUGAAGUAGGUCUGUAGAAAUAAACAGUUUUAGGUUAGCCAUGUUCAUUGAAUUUAGUAGCUCUACACUAAGUAUAACUUUGUUAGAUUCAACCAGUGCUUUUUUUCCCUGGGGGUACGCAAGGGUACGCAUACCCCUAAACAUUUUGUGAAUCUUUGUACUUUUGUCCAUUUACUGUAUUUAUUUUCCCCGAUUUUAACUAUAAAAUGGUGUUUUUCUUGAGUCAAAAUGAGAGUACCCCUAAACAUUUUUUAAAGAAAAAAAAAGCCACUGGAUUCAACCCAAAGUGUGAAGAUAAACUUUUUUUCUUUCUCAGGGAGAACUCCUCUCUCUUGGCCUCCAAACCUAGGCAUGCUUCGUUGUAGUAAAUAUAAUAUAAUACAAGCAUACUUAGUUGAAGUGAAUGAAAUAAUGCUUUUGACAUGGGUUGGUUUCCAUUUAUUUUAUACAUUACCGGUAACUCCAGUCCAGGAGAGCCUAGAUCUUCGAAUCUACAGAUAUCUUUUUAGAGGGGUUAUUUGUCCUGCUACACCUUAUAUGUGCAUGGUCAGCUUCUUUAUACAUUUUCCUUACUGACCUUUAUAAACCCUUGUACAGUUGAGUUACAACUAUUUAACUUGUGUGAAUUCAGCUUUAUGUGCUUGGCUGAAAAAAGAGGGGUGACCUUCCGGAGGGAGGGGGAAUGUUGGCAAUCUCACAAUACUUUGAAAUGUCUUUAGAAACUUCAUUGCUGUGCCUUUGACAGAACUUUCUACAGGUAGAUAAGGUUGGUGGAUGAAGUUGGAGUUCCAUGUGUAACCCCUUCUUCUUCAUGGCAAGAGAGUAACAGGACAGGAUUGCCUGCCUGCCACUAUUGCCUUCCAUCAUGUUAUUUACUCUUCUGUUCUUCUUGCCAUUUACAGCACACUUAUGAUAUAUUAUGCACACUUAUGGUAUAUUAUGGGAUAUGAGGAUAUGCUUCAACCUCAUGCUGUCUUAAUAAAGUUAUUUGUGGUCAUAAAAUGCAAUUCCUAUAUAAAGUUUGCAAGAAUAAAAAAAAAUAUAGGCAUUGUGACAUACAGACAAGACCUUGUUAGAUAACAAAAUUCCAAAUAUGCUGUAAAGCUCCUGGGAGGACUAUACAGUAGUUUCUGUAUAAUAGAAUAGAUUUUGGGUUGCAGGACUCUCGAUUAUUUCACAAAAUUGCACUGUUGAAGCUGAAAUGGUGAUAGUUAUUAUCUGAGAAUUAUUUUUCUAGGUCUGAAAGAAUUCCUUGAUGGUUGCUGGCAGCUCAAUCCCUGCUCAUGUUUACUUACUUUUAUUCCCAGGUGAAUAUGUACAGGAUUGCAGGCUUAGUGUUGCAUAUCGUGAGAAAAUGUAGGGUUAACAGACUUCAUGGUGGAAGUAACAGUGGCUGUUUUGAACUGUAAUAAACUCUUGAUGAGAGCCAGAAUGGUGAAGACUUUCACCAUGGCCAUUACACAGUUCCGUCUUUUUAAAAUUUGUACCUGCCUGGCGGCAGUACUGUCUUUUUUUAAGCGCUUAAUAUGCAGGACUGGAAGAGGGCGAAAACUUAGUGGAGAUCAAAUAACUUUACCAACUACUGUGGAUUACUCGUUGGUUCCAAAGCAGUCAGAAGUAGAAGACUGGACUUCGUGGGAUGAAGAUGCACCUACAAGCGUGAAGAUUGAAGGUGGCAAUGGCGAUGUGGCCAAUCAGCAAAAUGGUUUGGAAGAAAUGGAGCCUGACUAUUUUAAGGACAUGACGCCAACAAUAAGGAAAACACAGAAAAUUAUAGUUAAAAAACGCGAACCCUUAAGUUUUGGGAACCAGGAUGUCAAUGCAGGAUUUUCUAGCAGAUUAGCAGCUACUCAAGACACUCCUUUUCUUCAUCAAUCUCCAGAACUGGGAGACUUGGAGACAUGGCAGGAAAACAGAAAUGCUUGGGAAGAAGAGGAAGAUGCCUCCUGGCAAGCAGAAGAGGUUCUUAGGCAGCAGAAAAUAGCAGAAAGGGAAAAAAGGGCAGCUGAGCAACAAAGGAAGAAAAUGGAGAAAGAAGCACAGCGGUUAAUGAAGAAAGAACAAAAUAAAAUUGGUGUGAAGCUGUCCUAACAUCAUUUGCCUUGGUCUCACGGAGCCAGCAGUGGGGAGAGAAUUCAGCUUCAUCAUUUUGUAUUGAUUUCAGUAUUUUUUGAACUCCAGCUCACUACUUAUUUCAAAGCCAUCUUGGAAGAGACGGUUGGUUCUUCCAUAAAGCAACUGGACAGUUCAAACAACGACAGCAUCAUCCCAUUUAAUCCCAUCAAGAUGGGACAGUGUUUCCUGCAGAAGCCCUAUCCCCGUGCACUCCCACUGCGAGAAGAGCUGCUACUUCAUAAACUCUUCAACUGCCUGUUUUGAAGCUAAAGGGAAAAAGGGUGUAAAUAAUUGAAUGAUGGCAAUCUACUCUAUUGUCUAUUAUGCUUAUUACGAGAAAGGUGUGUAAUUAAAUAAUUUUAAAGAA